UCCUGUUUUCUGUCUUAGGGACACCACAAAGGAAGACCUAUAAGAUUCCAAUUUUUGUUCACCUAUUUACCCAAUGAACGGCCUUGGCUUUACCUUUAUCUCAACUCUCUAACUCCAUUCUUCCCCACUCGCUAUCUUUUGCUCUUAAAUUUUCUUCCCUUUGGCUCAAUUAACUACUCUUUCUUCGUUAAAAAGAAAACAAAACUCGCAUGCAAUGGCAAUUGAUUGUAUGAUCACGAAUGUGAAAUCACCAAUUCUGCGGAUAUUAGAAGAUGAGAAAAAACCAUUGAUUUUUGAUGCAUCUCAGAUGAAACGCGAGUACAACAUUCCAACACAAUUCGUAUGGCCAGACGACGAGAAGCCUCGUGCUGUAGCACGAGAACUUCCGGUUCCACUUAUCGACUUAGGAGGUUUCCUUUCUGGAGACCCCGUCGCGGCCCAACAAGCAUCUAGACUUGUUGGUGAAGCAUGCCGUAAUCAUGGUUUCUUUCUUGUAGUUAACCACGGAGUUAACGCUAAUCUCAUCUCCAACGCCCAUCGUUACAUGGACAUGUUUUUUGACUUGCCACUUUCUGAAAAGCAAAAGGCUCAGAGGAAACUUGAAGAGCAUUGUGGUUAUGCCAGUAGCUUUACUGGAAGGUUUUCCUCUAAGCUACCUUGGAAAGAGACACUCUCUUUUCGAUACUCCGCUGAAGAAGACUCAUCUCACAUAGUUGAAGAAUACUUCCAAAAUACAAUGGGUGAAAGUUUUAGCCAUCUUGGGAAUGUUUAUCAAGAAUAUUGCAAUUCAAUGAGCACACUUUCUCUAGGGAUAAUGGAACUUUUGGGAAUGAGCCUAGGCGUAGGGAGGGAACACUUCAAAGAGUUUUUUGAAGAAAAUGAAUCCAUAAUGAGACUCAACUAUUAUCCACCAUGCCAGAAACCAGACCUCACUUUAGGGACAGGGCCACAUUGUGAUCCAACAUCAUUAACAAUUCUACAUCAAGAUAGUGUUGGCGGGCUUCAAGUUUUUGUGGACAACGAAUGGCGCUCCAUCAGUCCAAAUUUCAACGCUUUCGUUGUUAACAUAGGCGAUACAUUUAUGGCUCUUUCAAAUGGAAGAUACAAAAGUUGCUUGCACAGAGCAGUGGUAAACAACAAAACUCCUAGGAAAUCACUUGCUUUCUUUCUUUGUCCAAAGAAGGAUAAGGUAGUGAGCCCACCAACUGAAUUGGUGGACACCAACAACCCUAGAAUAUAUCCCGACUUCACAUGGCCUACUCUCCUUGAGUUUACACAGAAGCAUUACAGAGCUGAUAUGAACACUCUUCAAACUUUCUCAAAUUGGCUUCAACAGAAAACUGCACAAGUUUAAGAGCUAAUUCAACUUCUCCGAUCGUACCUCACAUGAGAUUCAAGCUUAUAUAUAUAUAUAUAUAUCGAGGAUGGAAGACCUCAGGAUUUUCUUUAUAUGUAUGUACAUUCCCUCCGACGAAGACGAAGACGAAGACGAAGACGAAGACGAAGGGAGAUGGUGAAAACAUAAGAAGAAGAAGAAAAAUAGUUGGAAACGAGAAAAGAAAAAGACAUGCUCUUUUAAUUUUUCCCAUGAAUAGUUCAGUUAAAAAAGUAAAUAUAGACGAGAUAGGGAAGAAGAAGGAAAGGAAUAAAACUGCUGUAUAACUUAAGUUUGUUUAUUUUGACGUAUUGAAAAAUAUAGAAAAGAUUACGUAUAGCUAGCUUUAAUUACGAGUAUCCAAUGUAAGCAUCCCUCACUAAGAGAUAAGUAGUAACUUUUUGAACUUCCUCA
This is a messenger RNA of Nicotiana tabacum (common tobacco), 1789 nucleotides long. The record is from RefSeq and is a predicted model, not a curated record. NCBI's taxonomy places the organism in Eukaryota, Viridiplantae, Streptophyta, Magnoliopsida, Solanales, Solanaceae.